AUGAUCCAUGCCGUCUUUAGCAGAUCGACACCCUCACCAUCGCUCCCCUGGCUGCGAUAUAACUUCUACAAGGCCACUAGCCUUAGCGAUAACGCUACGCGCUUCAAGGCGGAGCUACUGCACCCGAUCGAAGAGUUCCAGGCUCUCGUAACAAAUGAAUACACUUUGUUAUUCAAAGACGCGUUUCCUCAUCGGGUCAACGAGGCUGCUGGACUUCCAGAGCCACAGCGCGCACGAGCCCGCGAAGGAGUAACCCGGCUCCUUCGGAAGCUGGACACGCUGAACGGGAAUAUCACCACGUGGGCCUACCAGAAUGCCAUGGUUGACCUCCGGCAGGUAGACACCCGCGAGAACAUAUUGAUGCAAGGCGAGGCGAUCUGGGCUCGUCGUUUCAGGAGCAUUAAGGAGGAUAUCGACGCCCUGCUGGAACAAUUUUCAUACCAUGGACAUCCUCUCCAAUACGUGGGGAGUCUGAGUCACGGCAUUCGAGGACGUCAUAAGGGCAAAUCUGCCAUCAACAUGGACGAUUUCGAUGUUGAUCUCUUUGUGGCACAUGCUGAGUGGCGCGCACACCUGCCAUUGAUACGAGAACAAUUCCCGGAGAAUUUCAGCAAUGGGAAAAUACACCCAUUAGGAACGCAUAUGCAUGAGUUACAGAACCUCAGCUACGCGGUAGGCCAUGCGUUGGCUGCGAAUCUUACAGGCAGAAGGCCUGCAGAAACUGCAACUUCCCAUCUCGAGGAAGAAACGACCCUCUCGCCAGGGACGAUCUCCAGCUCAGAUGAGUAUGCAGCAAACCCGCGAUUCUUGCAGCUCCAGGAAGAACUGCGCGAUGUACUUUUCACAGCAGUGGCCAGUCAUGCUCCCACGAGGCAUCAAUCACCGAGACCAUCGGAUCCGAUCGAGGACUCUGCGUCAGGGCUGUUGAGGAACAGUCUGGAUUUCGCACAGGUCUCGAUCCCCAAGGUCAGACUGAUCCACUACCUGAAAAACUGGAUCAUCGAGUGCGCUCCUCAUCUGGACAAGUUUGAUGAACAAAGCCAUUUCGGUGUGCAUAUCCCCGUCCUCGCUCAGAGCUCCCCUGCUUUGUUUUACGCCAUCUUGGCCUUUUCGGCUCGGCAGACUGAGCGCAAGGCUUGCCUGGACAAGUCGUAUGAUAGUCUGGAGCUCUAUCAACAGUCCAUUCGGCUGCUGAGUCCGUAUCUUCAAGCAAAAGACCCUAAUGUGCUCGUAACGGUCUGUAUCCUGGGGUGUCUGGAGUUGAUGUCAGUCAGCCCUAGAGACUGGAGACGGCAUGUCGAGGGCUGCGCGGCUCUCUUCGACGCAUAUAAUGUCAACGGUUUCUCUGGUGGCCAUCUUCAGGCCGUCUUUUGGUGCUAUGCGCGAAUGGAACUGUGUGGAGCGAUUAUUUCAGAAGGAACCGAAGGCACUAUCCUUCCACUCCACAAAUGGGUCCCUCCGCAGGCGGCCGAUUCUGAAGAAGAGCGAGACAUCAUGAUCAAGAACCUGUUUUGCCAGGACGGCUGUUCGAAUCCUGACAGGCAUGCGAACUGGGCAGUGUAUCUCUGCGCGAAGACGUGCAAUCUGGCAUGCCGGCGAUCACGGUUCCUGGAACUGGGCGAGUUGGAUCAGAACGACACGAGGCCGUUCUCCGAACAAUGGAGACAACUCUGGGAAGAGCUGCAAUUUUGGAACGACCACCGGUGUCCGGCCAUGCUCCCGAUCAGGACCACGAUUACUGGCGGCGAUCAGAUCUUCCCUGAGAUCCUCUUUGCACACUGGGCAGCAAUCUCCGGCAACCAGCUCUAUCACACGGCCUGCAUCAUGAUGCUACAGAUGAAACCGGCAAACAUUUCGCUUGUUUCUCCAAGCCCGCACUCUUCCCCUGUUUGGCAUGCUCGGAGGGUUUGUGGAAUCUCAUUGACGAACCCUCACAGUGGCAAUCUCAUCAACGCGAUCCAGCCACUCUAUAUCGCAGGAAAGCUCUUGAGCCAUCGAAGCGAGCAUCUCGAGGUCGCCAGAUUAUUCAAGAAGAUUGAAACCAGCACCGGAUGGGGUGCCUUGUGGAGACUGAGGGACCUUGAGCGGGCAUGGGGAUACGAGACAGGUGAGAUUCUAUCUGCUAUAUGA
Aspergillus fischeri NRRL 181 is the source of this 2130-nucleotide messenger RNA. RefSeq names its product putative C6 transcription factor. Gene Ontology annotation, biological process: positive regulation of transcription by RNA polymerase II. Lineage: Eukaryota; Fungi; Ascomycota; Eurotiomycetes; Eurotiales; Aspergillaceae. Gene Ontology annotation, cellular component: nucleus. Gene Ontology annotation, molecular function: transcription cis-regulatory region binding; DNA-binding transcription factor activity. The transcript is spliced from 3 exons. The record is from RefSeq and is a predicted model, not a curated record. Bases 1 to 2130 code for a protein of 709 amino acids.